Molecule: messenger RNA, 2295 nt
Organism: Lipotes vexillifer (Yangtze River dolphin)
Lineage: Eukaryota; Metazoa; Chordata; Mammalia; Artiodactyla; Lipotidae
Gene: KSR1
Product: kinase suppressor of ras 1
Exons: 19
Coding region: 22-2295 (757 amino acids)
Biological process (GO): protein phosphorylation; Ras protein signal transduction
Cellular component (GO): endoplasmic reticulum; cytoplasm; membrane
Molecular function (GO): ATP binding; protein kinase activity
Source: RefSeq, a predicted model, not a curated record
ACGCUGGAUGCCCUGCUGGACAUGAACGAGGCUAAGGUGAAGGAGACGCUGCGGCGCUGCGGGGCCAGUGCCGAGGAGUGUGGCCGCCUGCAGUACGCCCUCACCUGCCUGCGGAAGGUGACAGGACUGGGCGGAGAACACAAAGAGGACUCGGGCUGGAGUUCGUCGGAUGCCCGACGGGAAAGUGGCUCCGGGCCUCCCGCGGACAGCCUCUCGUCAGCCAGCCUGCCCUGGCCCCCAGGGAGCUCCCAGCUGGGCAGAGUGGGCAGCGGUGCCCAGGGCCCACGCUCCGUCUCCGUGUCUGCUCUGCCCACCUCGGACUCCCCAAAUCCUGGCCCCGGCGAGGGCCUCGCGGACCCCUGUAUCUCCCUGCACACCAGCGGCCGGCUGACGCCCCGCGCGCUGCCCAGCUUCAUCACUCCACCGACCACGCCCCAGCUCCGCCGGCACACCAAGCUGAAGCCGCCCAGAACGCCGCCCCCGCCCAGCCGCAAGGUCUUCCAGCUGCUGCCCAGCUUCCCCACGCUCACCCGGAGCAAGUCCCACGAGUCUCAGCUGGGGAACCGCAUCGACGAGGUCUCCCCGAUGAGGUUCGAUCUCCUGCACGGAUCCCCACAGAUGGUACGAAGGGACAUCGGGCUCUCGGUGACACACAGGUUCUCCACCAAGUCCUGGCUGUCGCAGGUCUGCCACGUGUGCCAGAAGAGCAUGAUGUUCGGAGUGAAGUGCAAGCAUUGCAGGUUGAAGUGUCAUAACAAGUGUACAAAAGAAGCCCCCGCCUGUAGAAUAUCCUUCCUUCCACUACCCAGGCUUCGGAGGACAGAAUCUGUCCCCUCGGACAUCAACAAUCCGGUGGACAGAGCAGCUGAACCCCAUUUCGGAACCCUUCCCAAAGCACUGACGAAAAAGGAGCAUCCUCUGGCCAUGAACCACCUGGACUCCAGCAGCAACCCGUCCUCCACCACGUCUUCCACGCCCUCCUCGCCAGCGCCCUUCCCGACGUCAUCCAACCCACCCAGUGCCACCACGCCCCCCAACCCCUCGCCUGGCCAGAGGGAUGGCAGGUUCAACUUCCCAGCUGCCUACUGUAUUCACCAUAGAGAGCAGUUUAUCUUCCCAGCGCUAUCUGCUGGCAAUUGGUGGAAAUGCCUCCAGGGCAGAAAAGAAGGGAAAUAUAACGUUUCGGCAUUUCCUCAGGCAGUCCCAUUCGCCGAGGCGGACAGUUCCCGGCUUGAGAACCAGCAAAAAGCAGAUGUGUCCGAGGAUCACGAAGUGGAGGCUGAGGAGCCCGAGGCCGGCAGGUCGGAGGUCGAAGACGACGAGGACGAGUUGGAUGACCUGCCGAGCUCCCGCCGGCCCUGGCGAGGCCCCAUCUCUCGCAAGGCCAGCCAGACCAGCGUGUACCUGCAGGAGUGGGACAUCCCCUUCGAGCAGGUGGAGCUGGGCGAGCCCAUUGGGCAGGGCCGCUGGGGCCGGGUGCACCGCGGCCGCUGGCACGGCGAGGUGGCCAUCCGCCUGCUGGAGAUGGACGGCCACAACCAGGACCACCUGAAGCUGUUCAAAAAGGAAGUGAUGAACUACCGGCAGACGCGGCAUGAGAACGUGGUGCUCUUCAUGGGGGCCUGCAUGAACCCGCCGCACCUGGCCAUCAUCACCAGCUUCUGCAAGGGACGGACGUUGCACUCGUUUGUGAGGGACCCCAAGACAUCUGUGGACAUCAACAAGACCAGGCAGAUCGCCCAGGAGAUCAUUAAGGGAAUGGGAUAUCUCCAUGCCAAGGGCAUCGUGCACAAAGAUCUCAAAUCUAAGAAUGUCUUCUAUGACAAUGGCAAAGUGGUCAUCACAGACUUCGGGCUGUUCGGGAUCUCAGGCGUGGUCCGAGAGGGACGGCGUGAGAACCAGCUGAAGCUGUCACAUGACUGGCUGUGCUACCUGGCCCCCGAGAUUGUGAGGGAGAUGACCCCCGGGAAGGACGAGGACCAGCUGCCCUUCUCCAAAGCGGCUGACGUCUAUGCAUUUGGGACCGUUUGGUAUGAGCUGCAAGCCAGAGACUGGCCCUUGAAGAACCAAGCUGCGGAGGCCCUGAUCUGGCAGAUUGGAAGCGGAGAGGGAAUGAAGCGAGUCCUGGCCUCCGUCAGCCUGGGGAAGGAAGUCACCGAGAUCCUGUCCGCCUGCUGGGCCUUCGACCUGCAGGAGAGGCCCAGCUUCCCGCUGCUGAUGGACAUGCUGGAGAAGCUGCCCAAGCUGAACCGGAGGCUCUCGCACCCUGGGCACUUCUGGAAGUCUGCCGAGUAA